GCAGCCGCGGACGCAGCCAUGGACCUCUUCUUCAUUGUGUCGGUCGUCAUCAAGGUGCUCAAGCUGGCGCUGAACAUCGUGGCGCUGAUCCUGUACCGCUCGGGCAACAAUGGCGACUUCCUGGGCGUGGGCGGCAGCUGGAACAUCAACGACGAGAAGGACCCUGACGCCGAAAUGGUCGCCUCUGGGGUGAUGGUGGGCUUCUUCAUCUACACCUUCUCCGCGCUCGUCGCCAGCUGCCUCGGCCAGAGGAGGACGCUCACGGACGCGCUGCUCAACUUCGCGGGCACGUUCUUGUGGGUGGCGGUGGGCGCGACGGCGCUGCACUACUGGGUGCGCUACCAGAGCGAGUACCAGUACCAGUUCCUGGAGGUCAGCGCCGAGAAGAAGGUGGGGAUCGCCCUGGGCGCGCUCUGCGUCUUCAACGGCGUCGGCUACCUACUCGACACCGGCGUCGAGUCCUACGUCUACUUCAAGGAGAUGUAGCUGCUCCAGAGAGUCUAACCAAAGCCUCCCAGGCAGUCCACUGUGCACAAAUAGGGAAUAAGUGUGUCAACGCGACUACUUACUGACUGCUAACAAGCAUACUGUGUCAGACAAAUGCAGGCAACACUGUUGCUCUUUCUCUAACACGUGUGUGUGUGUGUGUGUGUGUGUGUGUGUGUGUGUGUGUGUGUGUGUGU
Schistocerca serialis cubense is the source of this 683-nucleotide messenger RNA. Its product is annotated as protein snakeskin-like. The record is from RefSeq and is a predicted model, not a curated record. NCBI's taxonomy places the organism in Eukaryota, Metazoa, Arthropoda, Insecta, Orthoptera, Acrididae. Gene Ontology annotation, biological process: septate junction assembly. The transcript has 3 exons. Bases 19 to 486 code for a protein of 155 amino acids.